This is a messenger RNA of Aspergillus caelatus, 2589 nucleotides long. Its product is annotated as sugar porter family MFS transporter. The record is from RefSeq and is a predicted model, not a curated record. Lineage: Eukaryota; Fungi; Ascomycota; Eurotiomycetes; Eurotiales; Aspergillaceae. Gene Ontology annotation, molecular function: carbohydrate:proton symporter activity. Gene Ontology annotation, cellular component: membrane. Bases 1 to 2589 code for a protein of 862 amino acids. Gene Ontology annotation, biological process: transmembrane transport; carbohydrate transport. The transcript has 13 exons.
AUGUCUCAAGCAUUUUGGUGUCGUGGACCUGGAUUAUCCACUCGGUUCACGAUCGAAGACUACCCCUAUUUACGACCUCAGAAGGCGAAUGGGGUCGAUUAUGCGAGUUUUGUCCAGGCUCAAGUUGAGUUAACCACUAUUUUUGGGAAUGUUCAUGAUAUCCUUUACGCAUCCAAAACUCGUACCGUGCAGCUCAUGCUCAUGGGCGACUACACCAAAUAUCUUGAUGACAGCUCCAAGGCAUUAGCCAUGUGGAAGGAGGCCUGGGCCAAUGUCGAUCUACCUCCUCACUUAAGCGGUCUCCUGUGUCUCCAGUUCGAGUAUCUUCGUCUUUACAUCAAUGCGUUCGCCUUCCAGGCGGUUCUUUAUCGAACGCCCAAAGGUCCUUCUGGAUCUGAUGGUGGAAAGAGCUCAUAUUUUCCAUACAGCGUCAUGGCUAGUGCCGAUGGUAGACACAUAUAUAUUGCCAUUGAUGCAGCCAAAAGCGUGCUUAAGUAUCUUAUGGAGCGGUUGAACCCCACAAAGCACCUCCGGUAUAUUCCUGUCCGGUUCUAUCUAUACGAAAUACAUGCUUCGGUCUUCCUCUUUAAGGCGCUGACCGUUGGGGCUUUAAGCUCCGAGGAACAACAGACCUGUACCACACUAGUUCGCCAAUUCAUCGCCAUGCUCAAAAGCGCAUCUACAAGCCCGUCUCACAUCGCCUCCAGAUACGGCAAGUUGCUCACAGGUCUGUGGUUCCAGGGACAGGCCACACCCGAGACAGCAGACGACUUUGUUCAAUCGAGGCACUCGGCGCAAAACCCGCUACCAAGCCCCAUAGACCUUGACGAAUUUACAAAUACGUCCGUGAUGGACAGUACAGGCCCUUUCCAGGAUGAAUUCUCGACCCAACAGGUAUUAUCGUUCCUGGAGCCAACUGAAGGUUUGGAAUGCCCUGACACUUUCCUAUCUAACUUGCCGUUUCUUCGAGGCGGAUUCCCUGACUUGGAUAACCAUGGCGAUACCGACGCUAAUUCCCCGCAAAAUCAUGCCCGUGACCGUGCCUACCCCGGAUUCCAAUUCGGGAAUAGUGUUACCCCGCAUCAGCAAGAUUGUCGAUCGAUGGCACUUGCUGUCUCUAAUCAUCUCCUAAUCAGCCUUUCGGCAUGUGGAGCGUCUAUGCUUUUUGGUUUUGAUAUGGGUGUCAUUGGAGGUGUCCUAACCAUGAACUCCUUCAAAGAACAAUACGGGCUAGUAGGAAAGGAAGACACUGUUUUAGCAAACCUGGAGUCCAACAUCGUCUCGGUCAUUCAAGCAGGGUCUUUUCUGGGGGCGCUAGUCUCCACAUACGUUGCAAAUGCCAUUGGACGACGAUUAUCACUGAUACUCUCUUCAUUGAUACUGUUUGUCGGUGUUGCUCUGCAAGCCGGCGCUAGUGGUAUUAUUGGCGUUUUGUAUGCAGGACGCUUCAUCGGGGGAGUCUCCAUCGGGAUAGCAUCUUCCGUGUGUCCAAUAUAUAUCGCUGAAAACGCACCACGCGGCAUCCGUGGAUUACUGACCGGGUUCUAUCAGUUAACUCUAGUUUGCGGUCUCACGCUAGCGUUCUGGAUCAAUUACGGCUGUGAACGUCACUUAACAAGAAAGGAGCAAUUCAUUAUUCCUCUUUCGCUUCAAGCAUUUCCCGCCGUGAUCCUUCUGGCCGGUAUGCUUCUUGCAAACGAGUCGCCGCGGUACCUCGCGAUGAAGCGGCCGGAGAGAGCACCACGCGUCCUUGCCACACUCCGGGGGUUACCUGAAGACCAUCCAUAUGUGAUAGAGGAGUUGAACAACCUGCGGCUUCAACUGGAAGAAGAGUCCCAGCACUCGGAAUCAUCGAUGUGGUCUCUUCUAAAAGAAUCCUUUUCGAAGAAGUCCUACCGCCGGCGAUCAAUCCUAUGCAUUACCCUCAUGAUGUGGAGUAAUAUGACGGGCACCAACGCCAUGACAUACUAUUCGCCCACCAUCUUCGCAAGUGUCGGCCUAUCGUCCUCGUCGGUGGGCCUGUUUGCGACGGGGAUAUACGGUAUCGUCAAGUUUAUAGCCUGUGGCAUCUUCAUCGUUUUCGUAUCGGACACACUCGGUCGCAGAAGAUCGUUGUUGUGGACAGGGAUUGUUCAGGGCAUCAUGCUAUUUUAUGUCGGGUUUUACGUCCGAUUUGAUACGAUAUCGGAAAACGCCCCCAUCACACCUCAAGGAUACAUCGCCCUAAUCGCCAUAUAUCUCUUUGCCGCCGUAUAUCAAUUUGGGUGGGGACCAGUGGAAAUCCCCCCGGCACGCCUCCGGGCCCUCAACAUGGGCAUGGCCACAGCCUCGCAGUGGUUCUUUAAUUUUGUUGUUGCCAAAUCCACACCGACGAUGUUCGCGACAUUAGGGAAAAAUGGGUACGGGACUUAUUUUGUGUAUGGGAGUUUCUGUUUCGUGAUGGUUAUAUAUACUUGGUUCUUUGUGCCGGAAACCAAAGGGCUAUCGUUGGAAUUUAUGGACGAGCUUUUCGAACGGGAUACCGUGCGUGACAAGUUUAUGCCGACGCGCGAUGUUCAUUACUUGGCGGGUAAGGGGCAAGAAGAGUAA